GCUAUUCUUUGUCUCAUGUUUAUACACCACACGAUGUCCGUACAGUGAUUGAAUAUGCCCGAUUACGAGGGAUUCGCAUCCUGCCAGAAUUUGAUAGCCCUGGACAUACGGCGUCUUGGGGAAAAGGCCAGAAGGACGUCCUGACUCCAUGUUACCAUGCCAGAGAGCCGUCUGGGACCUUUGGACCCAUAAACCCGAUUUUGAAUUCAACUUACAGCUUCCUGUCUCAGCUUUUCAAGGAAAUUAGUACUGUGUUUCCAGAUGAGUUCAUUCAUCUUGGAGGAGAUGAAGUAAAUUUUGGUUGUUGGGAGUCCAAUCUAGCAGUCCAGCAUUUCAUGAGGAACAAAGGCUUUGGCAAAAAAAUUGAGAAACUGGAAUCUUUCUAUAUGCAGAGGGUUUUGGAUAUGAUUUCAGCCAUGAACAAGAGAUCCAUAGUCUGGCAAGAGGUUUAUGAUGAUGAAGUCAAGCUUACACAAGGCACAGUAGUUCAAAUAUGGAAAAUGGGAAACCUUCGUAUGAAACUAAGUAAAGUUACAGCAGCUGGCUUCCCUGUGAUCAUUUCUGCUCCUUGGUACUUAGAUGUGAUCAGUUACGGACAAGACUGGAGACAUUACUACUCUGUGGAGCCUCUUAACUUUAAGGGUACUUGGGAACAGAAACAGCUUGUCAUUGGUGGAGAAGCCUGCCUGUGGGGAGAGUAUGUGGAUGCAACUAACCUUACUCCAAGAUUAUGGCCUCGGGCGAGUGCUGUUGGUGAGAGACUCUGGAGUCACCAAGAAGUCACAGACCUAGAUGAUGCCUACAGGAGACUAACAAGACACCGCUGCAGAAUGGUCAAACGAGGAAUAGCUGCACAACCUCUCUUUACUGGCUAUUGUGACCAUGAGGGCAGAAUGUAAAAACGAGCUGAAACAGAAGAAAAUAUGGGAAAAGAGCCCACAGUCAAUCCUUACUACAAUCAACCUGAUUUUAAAAAUCAUGUUUUUGAAUAAAAUAUCUUUUUAUUGAUUGAA
Odocoileus virginianus texanus is the source of this 1013-nucleotide messenger RNA. The record is from RefSeq and is a predicted model, not a curated record. NCBI's taxonomy places the organism in Eukaryota, Metazoa, Chordata, Mammalia, Artiodactyla, Cervidae.